This is a messenger RNA of Malus domestica (apple), 453 nucleotides long. The record is from RefSeq and is a predicted model, not a curated record. Lineage: Eukaryota; Viridiplantae; Streptophyta; Magnoliopsida; Rosales; Rosaceae.
AUGGCUGGUUUAUUUUUAUCUGAUUUUAUUAAUGUCCAACAUGUCAUUACCUAUUGCCCGCUGCUUUUUCCCUCUCGAUGGAUCCCACCUCCACCGAAUUGGAUUAAGAUAAAUGUUGAUGCUUUUUUCUGUGCAAAUUCAAAAUGCAAGGGUAUCGGUGUGGUUUUUCACAACAAAGCAGGCAGCUAUACUGGAGGUUUCGUUUGCAAAACUCCCAACACUACCAACCCCAACACUAGUAAGAUCCUAGCUGCUCAUGAAGGAUUGCAUUUGGCUAUUCAAAGACAAUGGCAACACAUUGUUCUGGAGUGUGAUGCAUUACAAGUGGUUCAAGUUAUUGGCAGCCCUAGUUGUGGGCUUUCUACUACUGGUUUACUGAUUGAGGAUGUUAAAACUAGCCUACAGAGCUACAUGUUUGUGAAAGUUAGUCACAACGUAGAUCCGCCGAUUUAG